GUAGGCUUGGCACCCCAGCAGCCAGUCAUCAAGGUUUUUGUUUGUCGGCACCAGGCCAAGGGCAGUUCGAAGGCGAGACUGGAGGGAGGCUAACGAGGUGCCCCUGCAGGUGUUUCCCGACGGGCCCCCAACAUGAGGGCCAGCGUGGGCGCACGCAUGGAGGCGCUUGGUUGCCACUGCACCACAGCUAGCAAUGGAGGCUGGCCUGGCCGGCUGAUGGCAGGGCGAGGGGGCAUUUCCGUAGCGAGCCAGAGCCCAUCACAGUGACGGGCCCACGACACGACGGGAGCUCACGAAACUUGAGUUCAGCUCCAGGUUCAAUGUCUCCAUCCACCACCUCCCAGAUCCUGGCCAGGAAAAGGCGCAGAGGGAUCAUCGAGAAACGUCGCCGGGAUCGAAUCAAUAACAGCUUGUCCGAGCUGAGGAGACUGGUGCCAAGUGCUUUUGAAAAGCAGGGAUCAGCUAAACUGGAAAAAGCUGAAAUUCUGCAGAUGACUGUGGAUCACUUGAAAAUGUUGCAUACAGCAGGAGGCAAAGGCUAUUUUGAUGCCCACGCUCUUGCUAUGGACUAUCGGAGUUUAGGAUUUCGAGAGUGCCUGGCUGAAGUAGUCCGGUACCUUAGUAUUAUUGAGGGUCUGGACACUUCUGAUCCUCUUCGAGUUCGACUGGUGUCUCACCUCAAUAAUUAUGCCUCUCAACGGGAAGCAAGUAGUGCCCAUACGGGCAUUGGACAUAUUCCUUGGGGCAGUGCCUUUGGACAUCAUCCUCACAUCACUCACCCGUUGUUAUUGCCUCAGAAUGGGCACGGUAAUACCAGUACCACAACGUCUUCCGCAGAACCACAUCACCAGAGCAGAAUUGCUGCUCCACAUGGUGAAACGUCUUCACUGAGACUGCCCCCUAAUGGCAGCAUUGGACCAGUGCUCCCUGUGGUCACCUCUACUUCCAAACUAUCUCCUCCUCUACUGUCCUCCAUGGCAUCUUUGUCUGCGUUCCCCUUUUCAUUUGGUUCGUUCCAUUUGCUGUCGCCUAAUGUACUCAGUCCAUCUGUACCAGCACAGUCGGCAAACCUUGGCAAGCCCUAUAGACCGUGGGGGACUGAGAUUGGAGCCUUUUAAGAACUAAUGGUUUAGCACAGGGUGAGGGAAGCUUAAAAACUCGGCUGAGCUGGUUUUAUUGCCAACUUCAGUUUUAAGUUCUUAAGUAACUGAGGCAAAGGUACAGUUCAAGCUUAAGAAAGUUUGUCUAAAAGCUGAAGUGUUUUGAGUUUUUUACAUUUUUGUAUUAGCAGAUUUAAAAAAAAACAAAAUGAGUUGUUGAAGUUUGUCCAAAAAUAAAAUCACACUAGUACGUUAACACUUGUGAUAGGUUUAUGCUGAGUGUUUAACUCAUUUUGUAAACAAUUUGUCUCAAAUGAUUCCAUUUUGCCUGAGAACAUUGGACCUUUUUUUAACAUUUAGUGUAUUUUUGUCUAUUUACUGUUAGUGACAGCUUAUUUUUAGUUUUAAUUUUUCAAAACUGCUAUUCUCAGCAUUAACAUAAUUUGUGUUUUUGUUAAUAUUUUGACAUUGAGAUGUUCUAUAAGGAAAUAUUCUUUUGUAAACUAUAUUCUGAAUUUUAUAUUUCUGAACAAAGCGUUGACAAAUCAGAUUGACCAGGUUUAUGCCAGAAAAGGAAUUCUGUGUCACGGGCUGGGUGGGUUCGGUGAUCUUAUCCUAGUGGACUUUUAUCACAACUCAGAACCACUGCAUUAUUUCUUUUGGCAUAAGGAGGGGCAGUUUUUUUGCUCAAGAGCAAACUACUGCUAGAAUAGCAAAGGUGCUACUGAUCAAGUGUGAAUUGUUUUGGUGUUGAUAUAGGUGGGGCCCUGGGGGAGGGAGACCAACACUUUACACCACUUUACUGGCCAGAGCCAAUAGUAAAUGUUCUUUCAAUUGUGUGGGCUCAGAACCUGAUCUUGGUUACAACGGAGUACCCUAAAUUUAUACUUGGGUAACUGAUUUCACCCCAGGAGCUUCAAAUUUGCACCUAAAAUAAAUUGUGGUGGUAUUUAAAUAGCCAAAGGAAUGGUACAGUGGAAACCCCUUCCGGGCAUAAGCUUGUUUGGUAACAAAUGUGUUCUCUUAACUGGUCAAUUUUCUAUUGUAUUUUACUUUGAGAUGCACCCAGAGGUGAUUCCACAUAUUUUACAAGGGCUCUGCUGUAUUCUUGUAUAUAUUCUAGUUUGGGUUUCAUGAGACUCUCAUUUGGAACAGGUUUAUUCUGUCAAAAGGUAUUCUUUAGUGGGCUCCACUGAAUUGGGUUUGGUCGCUUUUGUAUUUGUGGCUAAAUAAAGGAGAAAGAACAAACUAUUAUGAAUGACAUUU
This is a messenger RNA of Chelonoidis abingdonii (Abingdon island giant tortoise), 2366 nucleotides long. The record is from RefSeq and is a predicted model, not a curated record. Lineage: Eukaryota; Metazoa; Chordata; Testudines; Testudinidae.